Kwoniella mangroviensis CBS 8507 is the source of this 915-nucleotide messenger RNA. RefSeq lists its product as uncharacterized. NCBI's taxonomy places the organism in Eukaryota, Fungi, Basidiomycota, Tremellomycetes, Tremellales, Cryptococcaceae. The coding region runs from base 1 to 915 and encodes 304 amino acids. The transcript has 2 exons. The record is from RefSeq and is a predicted model, not a curated record.
AUGGCCGUCAGCGCUACUUUGAAACCUACAACCCUUUUGAACGAAUUGUUCAAACUCUGGUGUCAAGCCAAUAAUCAAACUGAAAUCCCACUUGUAACCCUCAUACUCGGUAUUCACCAUUCUCGUGUACGCCCAACCGCAGAAAAUCUCAGUGUUACUCGCCCAAUCACCGAGGGAGGCGCUGGAAAUAUAAUUCCCUCGAUAGGACGGUUAUUUCCCAAGCUCCACAACCUUUCCAUCACCUCAUUCUCUGGAAAUGGAUACUUCUUUUGCGAUAUCCCAUUUACGAUUGAAGAUCCCCUUAAAGUUCCAGAAAAAUCAGAUGAUCCUGACGUUGAUUUCGUUGACUGCCUCUCGAAUCUUCGAUUCUCAAAAAACCUGCGAUAUCUCGACUGUGGUAUCUCAUUCCUUCCAGGAGCAAAACGCCCCGUCACAUUUAAUGCUCAAGUCUCCGUAUCCAAGAAGGUAUUCAUCGAUCAGCUCCGGUCAUUCGACAAAGCAUCUGACGAAUAUCAAGAACACCUGACGGAAUUUCGAGAUCGUCUCCAGGAACUGAUCGGGAUUGUUCUCCUUCAUUUGCCAUCUCUCGAAGGAGGUGCGUUUUGGGAGCCAGCACUGGGCAAUACAUAUCCUGAACCGUGGCUCAGAUGGCCAUGGUCAUUAGAAGCGGAAACCAAAACACCAAAAGAUGAUAGCGAUGCACAUGGUAAGAGAAGCAAAGACGGAAAAAGAUGUGUGGUCGUUGACACCAAGCCCAUCUGCUUCAAAUACUCCUUCACGGUCGCUCAAAAUGGUGUCAGUAUACCUAGCUCACCCUCCAGAAGCUUUCUUACGGAUAGUCAAGGUGUAGAAGAAGGGAAGAAGCAAGAUAGAGAUGGCGAUACUUCCAGAUGGGAAGAGGAUGAUAAUUGGUGA